ACCGGUCUGACCCUGAACGCAGCGCAGAGCUCACCUGGACUCCCCUGGACUCUCCUGGUCUCCCCUGAGCCGACGAGGAGACCGGCCAUGGUUUGACCUGGUGCAGGUCUGAGCUGAGGACGCUACUGAGCAUGUGCAGAGGUGGUGGAGGAUUAGCGGGCUAUUUAGCGUCCGGGACUCUGAGCGUCUUCAGUCAUGCAGCAGAUUUACAGACACAGACACCAACACCUGGAGGUCUACACCACCGUCCUCUCCCCACAAGUUUGCAGAUCGAGGACGAGGACGAGACCCGUCAGAGACCAGAAGGUGGUGGUGGCUGUGACCCAGCACCGGUCUCGGUGGCCCAGGGAGCUGGACCUGGAGCAGGGGGACCAGGUCCAGGUCCUGUUCGAGGAGGACGAGGUGUGGUGGUUUGGACGCGUGUCCUCCGGAGCCCAGGGCUUCUUCCCUGCAGCCUGCGUGGAGCCCCUACAGGGCGGAGCCUCCUCCAGAGCCACGCCCACUUCCCAGAGGAGGGGGUCGGUCCCCGCUGAUGUGACCACAUCCAGCGCCCCCUGUGGCUGCACCAGUGGCCACAGUCCCAAGCUCCUGAGGAAACACAGCAUCCAGAGACCACUGGGACUCAGCGGACCCCCGUCCUCAGAGGGCUCCGGGGGGUCUGGGGGGUCCGGGGGGUCCGGGGCUCCUCACGGCUCCCCCAGCCUCCUCCACCGAGUCCUGACCAAGUCCAGGAGGAAGAGCUGCCCUCAUCUUCCUCACCGUCCGCCCGACACUGGCUCAGUCAACACAGCCUUCCAGCCCGACUAGACCAGAACCAACCUGGGACACCAUGUCCUCCAGGGUCCAGCCUGUCUCUGUAGUGUGUUGGUGGUGACCUAGUCCCCUGUCCCCCGUCUCUCAGGGAACGUCCAUGAGUGACUCAGUGAAACCGUCUCAGUCCUUCAGUGACUUUUAUUAAAUCAUCGCUCAUCACUUUCAGUUUCUGUGUUUGACCAAAGAAUGAAAGAAUAAAUCAAACAUUCAUCCA
This is a messenger RNA of Mugil cephalus (flathead mullet), 1027 nucleotides long. RefSeq lists its product as uncharacterized. The transcript is spliced from 5 exons. The record is from RefSeq and is a predicted model, not a curated record. Gene Ontology annotation, molecular function: protein binding. Lineage: Eukaryota; Metazoa; Chordata; Actinopteri; Mugiliformes; Mugilidae. The coding region runs from base 196 to 807 and encodes 203 amino acids.